AUGGAAAAGAACAAGAGAAGAAUCUUGGAAACAAUUCAAAGGCACAUUGGAUUCUUUGCUUGUAAUAAGAAGUGCAACCCUCAAGAUUUCAACAGCGUGGCCUCAGUUUUAACAUAGUUGUCCUUAGUUCUCAUGUCACUUUUGAUGCUGCCUGUUGUUGAAGCAGAAGAAGCCGGUGAUGUAAUCGAUCUCUUGUCAGGUGUGGUUCUCAGCAUUAUAGGCAUUUGUGCUUACUUGCAGGUAUUUGCACUAGAAAGAUAUGGACACAUGUGA
This is a messenger RNA of Pongo pygmaeus (Bornean orangutan), 273 nucleotides long. Its product is annotated as small integral membrane protein 30-like. NCBI's taxonomy places the organism in Eukaryota, Metazoa, Chordata, Mammalia, Primates, Hominidae. The record is from RefSeq and is a predicted model, not a curated record.